Corythoichthys intestinalis (scribbled pipefish) is the source of this 2838-nucleotide messenger RNA. It is a transcript of the gene nptx1l, whose product is annotated as neuronal pentraxin 1 like. NCBI's taxonomy places the organism in Eukaryota, Metazoa, Chordata, Actinopteri, Syngnathiformes, Syngnathidae. The record is from RefSeq and is a predicted model, not a curated record. Bases 128 to 1426 code for a protein of 432 amino acids. The transcript is spliced from 5 exons.
UGCUCUCUGUAUAAAACGGGUCCUCUUCCACACACGGAUUACACUACACGCGGGAAGUCACUGCGGCUUCGUUUUUUUUUUUUUUUUUUUUCCAAACCAAAGCAAAUCACAAACCUCCAAAAGCAACAUGCAAACUACAGAGGAUGUGAGCUUUUGGAGAUUUUUUCUAUUUUCAUGCCUUUUUUUGCAGAGUUCCAGUCAAGACUUUGGAGGACAGACGCAAUUUAUUUGCACCUCAGUCCCAAAGGAUAUGGACAUAUGCGCAGCCACUUUGCAAAACAGCGUCCCCGGUGAUGACUUGAAGAGCACCGUCGCGCAGUUGAGGGAGACGGUCCUGCAGCAGAAGGAGACCAUCAUUAACCAGAAAGAAACCAUAAGAGAACUGACCUCAAAGUUGGCCAGAUGCGAGAGCCAGAGUGGUGCUGAGGCAGGGGAAGGGCGCUCCGGGGGCAGGAAGAAAGAGGCUGGGACCAAAAACACCAUGGGUGAUGUAUCCAGGGGCCCCGCCGACACUUUGGCGCAACUCUCACAGACUUUACAGUCCCUCAAGCAGAGAUUGGAGAACCUUGAGCAAUUCAGUCGAAGUAACAACUCAGUGCAGGCCAACAGCCUCAAAGACUUGCUCCAAAGUAAAAUCGACGACUUGGAGAAGCAGGUGCUGUCCCGAGUGAAUAGCAUUGAGGAGGGGAAGCCCGGACUCCGGAAUGAGACAGCGCAGCGUGGGAGAGUUGAAUCCACACUCACAUCUUUGCACCAGAGAAUCACCAACCUGGAGAAAGGUCAGCGAGAAAAUAGGCCUCUGGAUAAAUUCCAGCUUACAUUUCCACUGAGAACCAACUACAUGUACGCAAAGGUGAAGAAGAGUUUGCCUGAGAUGUAUGCCCUCACUGUCUGCAUGUGGCUCAAGUCCAACGCAUCCCCAGGAGUGGGCACACCUUUUUCCUAUGCCGUUCCCGGUCAGGCUAAUGAGCUAGUGCUCAUCGAAUGGGGAAACAACCCGAUGGAGAUACUGAUCAAUGAUAAGGUUGCAAAACUGCCUUUCCUGAUCAAUGAUGGUAAAUGGCAUCAUAUCUGUGUGACGUGGACCACUCGUGAUGGUGUCUGGGAAGCUUUCCAAGAUGGUGUCAAAAGAGGGAGUGGUGAGAACUUGGCCCCAUACCAUCCUAUAAAACCGCAAGGACUGCUGAUCCUUGGUCAAGAGCAGGACACUUAUGGAGGUGGGUUCGAUGCAACACAAGCGUUUGUUGGAGAUCUGGCCAACUUUCACAUCUGGGAUCGGAAACUAUCCAUGGGAGAAAUAUACAACCUGGCAACUUGCAGCAGCAAAGCGCAAGUGGGUAAUGUUUUUGCUUGGCUGGAAACAAGCCUUGAAAUUUAUGGAGGUGCCUCAAAGUGGACAUUUGAAGCUUGCCGCCAUCUCAAUUAAAGACAGAAUGAGAGAAAAUCAGUUUAUUUGUUGUGGCCACGGUGGUCACAAGCAUCUCUAAAGGAAUUUGAAGGCAACAGCGGCAAAUAUUUUAGUGGCUAGAGGCUGAAUUGUUCUAGAAACUAAAAACAACAAAAAAAGUGUGCAACCUUUUUUUUCCUUCAGAUUUUCUCUUUGGAAGCCUACUUUGGUAAUAAACAUUUACAGCAUUAUGGUGCUUGAAUGCACUACAAGUUUAUCUGUGGCCCUGUAUGAUGUUGCCACUUCAGAAACCUGAUGAUGUUCAUGGCAACGCGAAUGAAAGGUUCAAUGCAGUAGAAGGUCAUGUAGUCUUUGUAAAAAAGAUGUCCUGUAAUUCAACAAAACAACUUCCUCCAGAGAUUUCUUUUGUUUUGACUGCGGGAGAUUUUCACUGUGAAAAUGGACAAGGCGAACUUCUUUAAAGAGAGUGCGUUCUUCAACAGAACACUGGGUUUCUCUGCUUUUCAUCUCCCGCCAACUGCUUGACGUGAUUUCGUGUGAAGGUUGACAUGCCCAUUGCCAACAUUCAAGCCUGAGUGCCUUGGGCUGUUGAAAAGAAUGUCAGCACCUUCUUGAGUGCUUGUGUGUACCUGUUUAUUUUCUUGAAUCCAAUUUCCAAAUGUGUCAUCAUAACACUUUAAACUUUAACGGCGUUGUCCAGAAAUUCAUGAAAGGCAAUGGGACAUUUUGCAAAGGUUUGUACAUUAAUGGGAAUGUUAACUGUACAGUAACAGCAUGUCUUAACUUCUGUAAAUGCUGUGCAAGCAUCUAUGACCUUUGCUUUUACUGCUGGAUUUUUGGGUGGAGGUUUUAUACUGCAUUGUUAUAUGCUUAAAGCAUGGCAGCACUAACAGAUGAAAAGUUCUAGUUUUUGUAAUAAAUUGUGAUACUUGACUCAAAAAUGUGUUAACAUAUUUAUUCUUACAAAUCGGUGCAUGCAGAUGAUAUGAAUGCACGACCUUGAAAAAAAAAAACCAACCUAUUAAGAAUGGAAGUUGUAACUCAACUCAGUAAAAAUGGUUGAAACAUUUUCUCCUGUGUGUCUUAUAAGUUGGUUGUUGAAGGGUUUUGUAGGGUUGUGAGUACUAUGUCGAAUCAAAAAAUGUUGAAUGACAGACACAUUGUCCUUGACAAUUGCUUUCAAACAGAGAUGACACGAAGUCCAUUGGUACUGAAGGAAAAGAAAGUCGAUUUUCUUUCCCUUUUUACAGGUUCUUUAAUUCUCUUAACGAACAGGAGAUGACGACACACAAUUCAGAAACAAAAAGAAAGCAUUAAUCACCAAAGAUAUAUACUGUACGUUUACAGUGUACCACAAAAGUGAGUACAGCCCUCACAUUUCUGCAGAUAUUUAAGUAUAUCUUUUCAUGGGACAAGACUGACAAAAUGAC